Alnus glutinosa is the source of this 1005-nucleotide messenger RNA. RefSeq names its product GCN5-related N-acetyltransferase 10, chloroplastic-like. Gene Ontology annotation, molecular function: N-acetyltransferase activity. Gene Ontology annotation, cellular component: cytoplasm; NatA complex. NCBI's taxonomy places the organism in Eukaryota, Viridiplantae, Streptophyta, Magnoliopsida, Fagales, Betulaceae. The record is from RefSeq and is a predicted model, not a curated record. Gene Ontology annotation, biological process: mitotic sister chromatid cohesion. The transcript has 4 exons. Bases 101 to 901 code for a protein of 266 amino acids.
UAAUCUCACUCUUCCAUCUUUUAUAGGCUAUAUAGCUAACAUAUAUAUACAUGGGAAUUGUCCCAAAACAUCGAUUAUUGAGUUGCUCAAAACAUUGGACAUGCCUCAUUUGCUAGCCAACCACCACAGCAUUCUUCUCCCACGCACGCCAACAACUACUCUUAGAGAAGGCUGCCGGAGGAGUAUGUUGGUGGAUUGUGGAGGGAGUUGGAGAAAUGCAGGCCAAAUGAGAGGUCUUGCGGUGCAUUGUAGUCCAACGACGUCGUCAUCGGCUGAUCAGAAAGUGGGGUCGGUUGGGCAUGAUCAUUUGGUAAAUGAUUGUGGGUGGAAGGUGAGAAGGUUGGUGGAGAAGGCAGAUGAGAUGAGGAUGGUAGCUCGAGUUCAAGCUGAAGCAUUCCAUGUUCCUGUUGCUCUUUUCAAUGACUUCUUCUUCGACUUCUUUCAGGCUGAAGUGCUUUCUGGGCUAGCAUUCAAACUUAGGAGCUCACCUCCUAACAGAUACGCUUGUUUGGUCGCUCAUGAGGCUACUAUCACCAAUAUUUCUGAUUCACAAAAGCAAAUUGUGGGUGUUGUGGAUGUCACUGUGUUGAGAGAUAAAAAUGUAAUGGACCAUCUUCCACCUCAAGCAGAAGAGUAUCUUUACAUCUCUGGUAUUGCCGUCUUGAAAGCUUUCAGGAGACGGAAAAUAGCGACAGUGUUGCUAAAAGCCUGCGACGUGCUAUCUACUAUGUGGGGUUUUGAGUAUCUUGCCCUUCGGGCUUAUGAAGAUGAUUUGGGAGCACGCAAAUUGUAUGCAAGUGCAGGCUAUCAAGUUGUCUCAGGUGAUCCGCCGUGGCUGACUACGUGGAUCGGAAGAAAACGACGUGUUCUUAUGAUUAAACGGUCUAAUUUACAUUUGUAAUUAGGUUUCUUAUUUGUUCAUUUGUACCAUGGCGUUUGUGUACAUUUUCCUCUCAUAAUGAUCUUCCGGUAUAUUACUCAUUAAAAAAAAAAAAAAAAAAAUGA